This is a messenger RNA of Platichthys flesus (European flounder), 3371 nucleotides long. RefSeq names its product family with sequence similarity 221 member A (gene fam221a). The record is from RefSeq and is a predicted model, not a curated record. The transcript has 6 exons. Bases 66 to 791 code for a protein of 241 amino acids. Lineage: Eukaryota; Metazoa; Chordata; Actinopteri; Pleuronectiformes; Pleuronectidae.
GUAAACAGAAGUUGUUUGUUGUGUAUGACGAAAAGCCCACAGGUUUCAGGUUCGGAUUUCUAACCAUGGAGAAGAUAAGUCUCGAUAAAUCAGCUUUGGAAGCGGUGGAUGAGUACUGCGAGUACAGAAGGAUUGUGGGUGAUGAUGAUGGAGGAAGUCUGAUGAGCCCAGAGCAGUAUGAGGAGUACAAGAGGACGGUCCUCCCUCGACGCAUGAAGAACAGGCUGUUUGUGAGCUUUGGGAUGCCUGAUGGUAUCGACUGCAAACUGAUUGGUCCAGAGACUCAGUGCUUCUGCUCACAUAGGUACAAGCAACAUAAGACCGAGUUUGAGGUGGUCCCCUCCGAGCGGCCUCUGGCUCUACCGUGUCAGGUGAGGGGAUGUCGCUGUCCUGCCUUUCAGUAUGUUCCUCGAAAUGGGCCAAACCCAGUCCGCUGCAGGUGUAAGCACUUACCUCAGGACCACAGGGAAGCCAUGGGACACUUGUGCAAGAAGUGCAGAUCCUGCUCUGGGUUCCAGUGCACCUUCAUCUGUGGGUGCGGUCAGCCCAGCUCUGCCCACCAGACCCUGGUUGAGACAAAAUCGGAAAGGGAGUCGCGGGGUCGGCCUGUGGGCAGGGAUGUCCCGUAUGCUGCCAUGGGGGGGCUGACGGGGUUCAGCUCCCUCCUGGACGGCUACCUCGACCUGGAGACCUGUGGCUCAGAUCAACACACAGAAGACAGCUGCCCGCAGACAAGCUCAGCAUCAAGGGUUAACCAACCAUCAACAAUCAAGAAGAAACACAACCAGUAGGACAUUUUUUGUCGUGAGCCGUUUGUCCUGAAACUUGAAAUUGUCAGGUUGGCUAAAUUAUGUUGAGCAUGUGUCGUUUAGGAUAUCGGCUGGCACUUAUGAACUUGACAGUACCCCACGUCGCUGAUACCUUUUUGCCGUUUUCUGAAAAUGCCUCAUCUCCUCAUACGUGUUCCAUAAAUUGGUCAGUUUACACAUCUGUUUGUGUGAUCGAUGUUCUCUUAAGCCGCCCACUCAACACGUCACCAAAAUAACAUCAAAACCACGCAUGCUACGAGCAGCGUGUUUUAAUUUGCGGAUAGAUGCAUUGUCCCUGAUUGAUUAAUCCCAUUCCUCACGGCAGAUCAGCGGUGAUGAGAGCUGAUUUAAUCCACGCGGUGAAGAGAGAAUGCAGGAGGUUUGGUUUGUCUGAUUGGCGGCCCACUUUCCUGCGUCUUUUUUAAUGUGCAAAAUACAUUUAACGGGGAUCUGAGUGGGGAUUCACACCCACUCAUGUGUUCCCACUGUGCAGACGGGCAAGUCACACUGGAUCAGCAUCCACACUGGGGCUGACCAGUGCAUCUCAAGUCACCUGUGUUGUAAUGUAUAACCUGAGGGAAUGAGGGGUGUUUUUACUUGUACUUCCAUCUUUGUGAGGACCAGUUUCAGCUUUUGACCUGAUGAAGUGAGGACAUUUCCACAAGUGUUCACUUUCUAAAAUAAAUUAGAGGGUUGUUUGAAUUUGUUUAUGGUAAGAUAAGGUUCAGACAUUUAGUUGUGAUGGUUAUGGUUAAUUUAAAGGGUUUGAGUGUUAGACUGAGAUAGAAGUACAAAUAAGUGUGUGUGUGUGUGUGUGUGUGUGUAUAUGUGUGUGUGUGAGCUUAACAGGUGGUCUUAAGGGUAAGAAGUAGGGCUACGCCUGAGGCACGCCAUGGAUGCACCUGGGUCCCCUCCGAAAGCUGACACUUCAAAUCCACCGCAUAUCGAUGACGACUGUGGCAUCAGGUUGCCACAGCAUAAAGCAGCUACACGCAAAUUCACAGCCGCAAUCACGCUUUAAACCAAUCAUGUUUCCCAUUCACGACUCCGAAGAGCUUUGUCGACUGUUAUAAUGAAGCAUCCUUUAAAAAACAACAACACUUGACCUGAUUCCAUCGCUUACUCCUGGACAUCUUUCCUCAUAGAGACCCUCUGUGAGAAAAAAUGAGUCAGUCAGUGGAGAAUGAAAGAGUGAAAAACCAAUUAAUUUGAGAGGUAAAGGCCUGGCACAUUAGUCUGGCACAAUUGCAAUUUAGGGUAAUUGGCUCGCCAUGGCAACCCCUCGUUCAGGAGACUACAGGUAAUUUACUGUGGCGUUGCUUAGAGGGAAUGACUACAACUCUUCCCUGAUCCCCAUGGAAACCAUGCCCAGUUUGACUGACGGAUCCGAUGUUACAAACCAGGAGGUGAGCGCGGAAGAUUAAAUUGGCAAUUACUGCCCAAGGAAUAACUUAAUUACCCCACUGACGGUCAGGGUAUGCACACACUGACUGAACUGGAGACCAAGACCACACUCCCCUAAUUUCCCCACAGUUUGAGAAAGAGUUAGCAAAAUCUUAGGCGGGGCAAACACAGGACAAGACGGACAGGCACGGACGAAUUACUUGAAACUGACAACCAGGUACAACUGAGGGGAAUGAUUUGGAUUAAAACAGUUUAAAUAAUGGGCCUCAAAGCUACCUUCAAACACCAUCCACUCAGAUUUCCAGUGCUUCCCGCUUCUGUCUGUAGUCCCUUAGGACAGACCUUACCCUAAACCACCCGGGUCUCCCGAAAGUGUGUGCGUGUGUGUGUGUGAGAUGUCCCUUUUGUCGUAGAAACAGUGGGGAGGUGACAACGCAGCGACUACAAAGAGGUUCUGCUCCGGUCCCCUCCUGCGUCAACAGACUCGAGGAGGAGGAUGAGGAGCAAGUGGGGAGAGAAAUGGAUUUAGCUUUUUUCACAGAGCACUAUGAUAACAAACAGGGGGAUGUUGUAUAGGUUGGUUAAAUCAAUAAUAACGACUGAAUGUCAAACAAAAAGUAGGUUUAAAUAUAGCUUAGCAACAAUAUGUAUAUGAGGGGUUUCCACGUAGCACAUGGGAGAAGUUUGCCUUUAAGGCUUUAUGUGAGGGAGCUUUUUCUAACAAAGAGUUUCCACUAGAGGAAAAGGGUCAAACAUAGGACUCUAUUAAUAUAGUUGCAUUUACAGGUUGACUUUUGCAUCCUUUUCUCAUGUGGACAUAAAUAGUUUUUUUUUUUUGUUAAUACCUCAAUAAAUUAUUAAAAAUGUCUGGAUACAUGCUUUCCUGCCCUCUUGCCAAGAGAGGAGAUCGAUACCUCUCUUUCUGUCCCUUACAGGCCAUUAUCGGUAGCAUGUUUACUGCCAGUGUAACAAAGGUAGCUGUCGAUAUUCAAUUUAAGGUAAAUGUGUGUAUUAGGUUCAGUCUCUUAUUUGAGGCUAUUCCUGCUGUUUCUCGCUGUUGUCAUCCUGUUUUUUAAUAUUCACUGAGAAGAUUCACAAACCUCUCGGGUUCGAACUGGGAUGUCUUUUUCUCAGGUUGCGAGAUUUCCACCUUUAAGA